AUGAACUACUUUCUGUCACUUUUUAAUGUAUCCUUAUUUUUUCUCUUAAUAUUUAAAUAUUCAUACAAGAAUAUAGUAAAAAAAGAUCUACAAGAUAAAUUUAACAAAUCCAUAAUAACAAUAAAUAUAGCAAGUCGAAUACUAACAGAAAAUAAUAAAAAAUGGUAUAAGAAAUAUAUUUAUACAUCAAUAUUUAGUGGAAAUAAAAAUCCACAAAAAAGAGAAAGAAAAAAUGAAGAGGAAAAUCAAAAAGACAAUACAAAAGUGGAUAAUGAUAAUAAUAUGGAAAAUGAGAUGGAAAAUCAUAUAGAUGAUUCUAUAGACGACCCUAUGGAUGAUCUUAUGAAUGAUAAAUGGGAACAUCAUAAUUCAUUGGAAGAUAGAAUAAAAGAAUACUAUACAUUAACAGACCCAUCAGAUGGCGAAGAAAAUAAUUCAUUUUUUAAAAAACUUAAAUUAAUUAUGAAUAUAUUAGAUGAAGUGCAUUCUGAUUUAUUAAUAAAUAAUAGUGUUACAGAUGGAAGUAUUUUUUCUCCCGAACUUGUACCUAUAAGUGUUUUAUCAACCAUGACAUUAGCCUGUCCACCUAUAGGAACUGUCACUCUUCCUUAUAUUACUAACAGAAUAAAUUUUUUGAAUAGAUAUGAAGGACAAAAUAUACACACAGAACAUGAUUUAAAAAUAUUUAAAUGA
This is a messenger RNA of Plasmodium falciparum 3D7, 693 nucleotides long. RefSeq names its product exported protein family 3. Bases 1 to 693 code for a protein of 230 amino acids. NCBI's taxonomy places the organism in Eukaryota, Apicomplexa, Aconoidasida, Haemosporida, Plasmodiidae. The transcript is spliced from 2 exons. The record is from RefSeq and is a predicted model, not a curated record.